Rattus rattus (black rat) is the source of this 4781-nucleotide messenger RNA. It is a transcript of the gene Entpd1, whose product is annotated as ectonucleoside triphosphate diphosphohydrolase 1. The record is from RefSeq and is a predicted model, not a curated record. The coding region runs from base 123 to 1658 and encodes 511 amino acids. Gene Ontology annotation, molecular function: GDP phosphatase activity; UDP phosphatase activity. The transcript has 10 exons. NCBI's taxonomy places the organism in Eukaryota, Metazoa, Chordata, Mammalia, Rodentia, Muridae. Gene Ontology annotation, biological process: nucleoside diphosphate catabolic process. Gene Ontology annotation, cellular component: plasma membrane.
UGUUAUAUCUCUGAACCGUGAGUACCUCUCUCACAGAAAGCCACCACAGCAAGCAGAGGCAGCAAAAACAAAAACACCCAAGACAGACGAGGGAAGAGGAAGAAAACAAAAAGCUGCCCCUUAUGGAAGAUAUAAAGGAUUCUAAGGUGAAGAGAUUUUGCUCCAAAAAUAUUCUGAUCAUCCUUGGUUUCUCCUCUGUCUUGGCUGUGAUAGCUCUGAUUGCUGUGGGACUGACCCAGAACAAACCAUUGCCAGAAAAUGUUAAGUAUGGGAUUGUGCUGGAUGCCGGGUCGUCUCACACCAACCUGUACAUCUACAAGUGGCCGGCUGAGAAGGAGAAUGAUACAGGAGUGGUGCAGCAGUUAGAAGAAUGCCAAGUGAAAGGUCCCGGAAUCUCAAAAUACGCUCAGAAAACAGAUGAAAUAGCUGCAUAUCUGGCUGAAUGCAUGAAAAUGUCCACUGAGCGGAUACCAGCGUCCAAACACCACCAGACACCCGUGUACCUGGGAGCCACCGCGGGCAUGCGCUUGCUCAGAAUGGAAAGCGAGCAAUCGGCAGACGAAGUCCUGGCUGCAGUGUCGAGAAGCCUGAAGAGCUACCCCUUUGACUUCCAGGGCGCCAAGAUCAUCACUGGGCAGGAGGAAGGGGCCUAUGGGUGGAUUACUAUUAACUAUCUGCUGGGCAGAUUCACUCAGGAACAGAGUUGGCUAAACUUCAUCUCAGACAGCCAGAAACAGGCAACCUUUGGCGCUUUGGAUCUUGGCGGAGCCUCCACACAGAUCACCUUCGUGCCCCUGAACAGCACUCUAGAGGCCCCAGAAACCUCCCUGCAGUUCCGUCUCUACGGCACGGACUACACCGUGUACACACACAGCUUCCUGUGCUAUGGGAAGGAUCAGGCACUCUGGCAGAAACUGGCCCAGGACAUUCAGGUUUCAAGUGGUGGGAUUCUCAAGGACCCGUGCUUUUACCCAGGAUAUAAGAAGGUUGUGAAUGUAAGCGAACUCUAUGGCACUCCCUGCACCAAGAGAUUUGAGAAGAAGCUACCGUUUAAUCAGUUUCAAGUCCAGGGCACUGGAGACUACGAACAGUGCCACCAGAGCAUCCUCAAGCUCUUCAACAACAGCCACUGCCCUUACUCCCAGUGUGCCUUCAACGGUGUCUUCUUACCACCUCUCCAGGGGAGUUUUGGGGCAUUUUCUGCUUUCUACUUUGUGAUGGACUUUUUUAAGAAGAUGGCGAACGACAGUGUCUCCUCUCAGGAGAAAAUGACUGAGAUAACAAAAAACUUUUGCUCAAAGCCUUGGGAGGAGGUAAAGGCAUCUUAUCCUACAGUAAAGGAGAAGUACCUGAGUGAAUACUGUUUCUCGGGGACCUACAUCCUGUCCCUCCUUCUGCAAGGCUAUAACUUCACGGGAACCUCCUGGGACCAGAUUCAUUUUAUGGGCAAGAUCAAAGACAGCAACGCAGGGUGGACUUUGGGCUACAUGCUGAACUUGACCAACAUGAUCCCAGCUGAACAGCCAUUAUCCCCGCCUCUCCCUCACUCCACCUACAUCAGCCUCAUGGUUCUCUUCUCCCUGGUCUUGGUCGCCAUGGUCAUCACAGGGCUGUUCAUCUUUAGCAAGCCUUCGUAUUUCUGGAAAGAGGCGGUAUAGCAGGAGCAGUUGAAACUUGCUGGCUGGAGAGAGAAAACAGCCUGCCCAGGGAGCGGAUUCCUCCCUGCAAGGGGGGCCUGAGUCACCCUUCCCUGCUCACCUGGGACAGUCUAGGCCAGCGUGAAGCUUCUGAGGCUUCCUGAGGCCUUUCCUUGGGGACACUCAACACCCUCUUCCUCGAGGACUUCCUGGUGAGCCUCUCUCGCCUUCUCCAGUUAACCCUCUUUCUUCUUUGUCCCCUGCGCUUGGGAUCACAACUUUCAUGAUCUGUGCUUCAUAAAAGAACAGUGUCAACUUUGUCUCCAAGAACUAAGAGUUCUGAGUGUCACCCUGCCCAAGCUGAGCUGGCUGAAAGACGAAACUCAGAAACUGUCUCAGCCAUAGCUGUGGGACACCCCCUCCUCCCCAUAUCUCCUAAUAAAGCCAUGCAGUGCCUUCAGAGAGAGGAGACACACACCCAUCCAAGCCUGCCCUCUGCAUAGGAGGAUUUUCUGAAGCAGAUAAGUAUGUGCUAACGUAAGAGUCUUCGCAGAGGCGCUUACGUGCAGCUAAUGUGGCUCUCCAUCCACUGAAAAUAAGAACGGAAGCAAGCAAUUGCCUGUUCCUGCGUGAUGCCAAAAUGCUACCAUGUAGAACACAAAGGCCAGAGAUCUUUGAAGAGCAGAUGCGCAUAUCGGCAUUCAGGGGAUAGACUGUGACAAUAGUAUACACAACUAGGAAGAAAGCCACAGCCACCACCCAGGACUGGGGAAAUAUAUCCUCUAAUGCAUCUUUUAGAGUUUUGUGGGUUUUUUUAAUGUUAAAAUACAUAUAACAUAAAUCUUGCCACAUUUACAUUCAGCCCAGCACCACUGAAUAGAAUUUAGUACAUUUACAAUGUUAUACAGCAGUCACUAUUUUGCCUUCAGUUAUGUGUGUAUGCGUGGGUCUGUGCACAUGAGUACAGGGAACAUGGUGGCCAGAAGGGGGCAUCAGUCUUUCAGAGCUAGUGUUUUAAGCAACCAGGUGUGAACUGGCCAGUUGUGGGGGCUGGAAAUCAACCUGGGGCCCUCUGCUCUUAACCGCUGAGUUAAGAGGUUAAGUUAACCUCUCAGCCUCUAUUCCACUGUUACAUAACAUUCGAUAACCAAGAAGUUGGCUGGGGACAAGACCAUACACUGGUUUUCUCAAACCACAAACCUGUCCACUGAUGUCCAAAUAGACUCUGCAACACAGAGAUUGCUCACGGGGUUUGAAAGCCAUGCCACAUCUUAUGGUCCCGAGACUUUGUUUAGUGAGGGGAGGCAGGCUUUUGCUCUGCGUUGGUAUUUAUACAUCAGGUGUUGCUGCUUCUCCUCAGGAGUUAAGAAAGUGCACACCUUAUUUCCCCAUUUGAUGGAGUGUUUUAUGGGUAGUGAAUAAGUGACUGUCGACGUAUGCUAUGGGAAUUUAAAGAGACCUUGUGAGUAUUGACUCAAGAAGUAACUGUCUGGCAGAAUCGAGCACUAUUGUGUUCUCGCCCCGACUCAAACUGUCUCUCCGUCUCUGAUCUGGAGACUGACUACUUAGAAAGGGGAGUUUCCCGCAAGCUAAAGCUAAGUGUCCUGAAUCUCGUGGGCAGUCGAGCCAUUUUUCCGUUUUAUACGUCUCUUCUGCUAGUCACAGCUGGACACGCUGGCUAAAUCGCUGGGGCUGCCAUUGACUGAGCAUCUGUGGUCAUGCUCUCCGUGCUUAGGUGCAUGGUGUCUUCUCCUUCUGUUGUCACCGAAGUCUUCUGAAGAAGGUGGUCCUUACCGCCCCCAGUGCCCGUGGUAGAGCUGCGUUCAAACUCACACCUGCCUCGAGUCUUCUUUUUCUUUUGUUUUUCAUUUUUGUUAUUGUUCUUUUCAAGACAGGGUUUCCCUGUGAAGCUCUGGCCGUCCUGGAACUCACUAUAUAGACCAGGCUGGCCUCAAACUCACAGAGAUCCACCGGCCUCUGCCCUAUGCUGAGGAUUAAAGGUGUCACCACCACAUCUGGCCAUUUUUUUUUUCUUUUUUAAACACCCUUCCACCACCACUGCUGCCAAUAUGCUGGAAUUCAAAAUUACAAGUUUCUUCAGAGAACAAUAAUAUUUUUAAUUACAUAUUCAUCUUGUUGCCCAAGUUUUUAACCAACCAACCAAGCACAACAUCCAACUCAAUGGAGACAAUUAGGUGCCACCUAAUCUCAAUUCCAUUAGACUGAAGGUUAAUCCCGGGGUCAUCUUUGGGUCCUCUGGGUGGGGCAGGCCAAAUAAAAUGAGUCACUACCAAUAUUUCAAUGUUGGUUUGCCCACUGGUUAUAGUUAAUUAUUACUCAUCUCUAGCCUUUCAUUCAGGACUCAGAAUCUGGUUCUGCUAGCCUUGUUCCUUCAAAAGUUGAUGAUUUUUUUUUUCUACGAACCCGAUCAGGCAACCAAUCAGCAGAAGUGGCUUCAUUUGCAUAUAAAAAUGAAACUUUGUGUAUGCACAUGGAUGUGUAAGAGAGAGAAAUGUUUCAAUUCAUCUAAAUAAACGAGUAAGAAAUGUAACGUGAUAUAAACGGAAGUCUCAAAAGUACAUUUCAUUUUAGUGUUCUGUUAGCCAAGAGCCCUAUGGGAAACAGGUGGUCUACUCCACAGUGGGAAACAAGCAGACCUUAAAAAGAGACUAAAUUCAGAAUAUUCUCGUUUCAAUAACCGAUCAAGCUUCCAAAAUCUGUUGUGUGAAGACUAGCCACAUUUCCAACACCGGCUACAUGUUGGCAUGUUGGCAUUUUGGCAGGUUUGGAAAACUGGCAUGUUCUGAGGUUUCCAAGGUAGGUAAGAGGUAAGCUCUUGGUGCCCUUUUCCUGGGGAACAUUACACAGGUAGGCUAGGUAGACUGUAGCACCCCACUGUUCUCCAUUACACACAGACAUGAAUGUCACCCCUAGAAAAGCUGCUUAGGUCCCAGCAGAGCAUUUCACAAGGACCCUAUCUACGGCUUUGCUACCUUUAAGUGACAACUGGGCCGAGACAGGUGAGGUGAGCUUCCUAAGAUUCCACCUGGGUUCCAAGAUAUGUCUUCAUGUUUGCGUUUUCCAAAAUGUAAAUUGGAAUGUCAAUAAAAAUCAAUGAUCGUCUUUAAAACUUUUUUAAAACAA